GACUCAGAGACAUCCAUUUAUAGGACGCACCGCUUGAGGUUCCUCGGCUUUUCUCUUCAAAUCAAGCGUUCCCCCACCACAACUGCUCUCGCUGGUCACGUUAUCUUUUUACUGAAAAUGAACAAUCUUAAAGCAAAAACCAACUUUGCAGAAGAGAUGGUAAACGCUUCAGUUGCUCUCCCGAAGCCAAUGUCCUGGCCACGGAGUGUUCGAACAUCGUGUGUACCUGAUUUCUUCAAUUUUCUUGGACAAAAUACUUCCCUUGGUAGAUUCUAUUGCGAGGGCAUCAUCAAACCGCCACAGUCUUAGGAAUUUUUCUUUUUCUACUUAUCAGUAGUCUUAUGGAAGUACGCUGACUCCAAGAGCUUGAAGAUGCGAUUCGUGCAAACAAAUGAAGGUAUGCAAUUUCAACGCACAAUACAGAAUGACACGACGGCUGACCAAGUUUGGAAAAAUGGAGAUAAAAUGUCAAAGGGAAGGCGACGAUAGCUGUAAGCGAUGCGUCGCUCGAAAGCUAUACUGUACCACAACACCAGUAGAGAGAAAGAAACGAAAACUGACGAAGUAGUCUUACCAAGAUAUCUCACUAGCAAAGAGAAUACUAACUGAAAAAAGCAAGAAAGACGCAUUUGAUGAGAUGGAAGACCGGAUUAAGCGCAUGGAGUCUGCCAUAAUUACGGCUGGACUGAUCGAGGUAAUCGAGCCGGAGGCAGAGAAGAGAGAAGAGGAGAGCUCCGAUAAAAUAGAAAUUCAGGCAGAACUGUCAAAUCAUCUCUCAAACUUAGUAAUUGAUGCUAAAGGGUCUCCAAACUUCAUUGGUAUAUGUGGAAUCACUUCUAAUUUCCUCGGUGUUUCUGACAAUGAUGAUUAG
This is a messenger RNA of Hymenoscyphus albidus, 871 nucleotides long. NCBI's taxonomy places the organism in Eukaryota, Fungi, Ascomycota, Leotiomycetes, Helotiales, Helotiaceae. The record is from the annotation of a GenBank genome assembly.